GAUAUAUUCUUCUGAACUUUCUGCUUUAUGUAUUUUUAAAAAUGUUUUAUUAGAUGCCUUUUCUUUUCACAUCCGUUUCUCUACUUGUGAACAGCAACCUCCCUCCCCUGCCAAAGCUUUCUUUUGAAACAAAUGAGCUUCACAAACUAUGUCUAAAAGUACAUAUCUUAUUCUGUACCUCUAGGCCAUCACUUCUCUGCCAAGACAUGACAAGCAUACAUCAUUUAAUAGUUAUGCACGAGUUCGAGCUGUGGUGAUGACCCGAGAUGACUCAAGUGGUGGAUGGUUACCACUCGGAGGGGGUGGACUAAGCUCCGUCACUGUCUUUAAAGUCCUUCAUCAGGAAGAGAAUGGCAGCUGGGCUGACUUUAUUAUUCAUGGAGAGCGACUCAGGGACAAAACGGUGGUUUUAGAAUGUAUGCUAAAGAAGGACCUCAUUUACAACAAGGUCACACCAACCUUUCAUCACUGGAAGAUUGAUGACAAGAAGUUUGGCCUUACUUUUCAAAGUCCUGCUGAUGCAAGAGCUUUUGACAGAGGCAUUCGAAGAGCUUUAGAGGAUAUUUCUCAAGACUCUCUUACAUCCCAGAAUGAAGUUGAAGCACCUGAAGAUAGUUUUCCAGUAACAGAAGAUGAUACUUCCAGUUCUCUGGCAAAAGAUCACUUUUUCCAGCCAGAAACUGUUGUUACCAAUGAGCCCUAUAGAAGUUCAACCAUAAGGCCCUCCCCAUUUGAAGACUUGAAUUCCAGAAGAGUGUUCUUGCAGAGCCAAGCUAAUCAAGUAGCAUUCAGUCAGCCAGAUUUGGACACUUCCCUUCAAGGCAGAUCUGGGGAUUAUGUACAUCGGCAGGUUUCAAAGGAGUGUGGAAGUCAGAAAUCCCAAAAUCGGGUACCUUUGAAAUCAAUCAGGCAUGUCAGUUUUCAAGAUGAAGAUGAAAUUGUCAGAAUAAAUCCUCGUGAUAUUUUAAUACGUCGUUAUGCAGACUACAGGCACCCUGACAUGUGGAAAAAUGACUUGGAGAGAGAUGAAACUGACUCUAAUAUUGAGUUUUCAAAACCGGAGAAUAAAAAGCCUGACUAUCUGUACUCUUGUGGAGAUGGGACUAAGUUAAGUGCACUCAAAGACUCUGUGGUAUUUAAGACACAGCCUUCCUCAUUAAAAUUUAAGAAGUCAAAAAGAAGAAAAGAGGAUGGUGAGCGUUCUCGCUGCAUAUACUGCCAGGAAAGAUUUAACCAUGAAGAAAAUGGCAGAGGACAGUGUCAGGAUGCUCCAGACCCUAUUAAGAGAUGCAUAUACCAAGUUAGCUGCAUGCUCUGUGCAGAAAGCAUGUUGUAUCACUGUAUGUCAGACUCAGAGGGAGACUUUUCUGACCCAUGUUCAUGUGACACCAGCGAUGACAAAUUUUGCUUGCGAUGGUUGGCUCUGGUGGCGCUGUCUUUCAUUGCGCCGUGCAUGUGCUGCUAUGUUCCCUUGCGAUUGUGCCAUCGCUGUGGCGAGGCUUGUGGGUGCUGUGGAGGAAAACACAAAGCUGCCGGAUGAAACAACUGCUGCCAAAAUGAGUCUGAAAUCUUUGUUUCCAGGAAUUAGCUAACUUGGAUUUGUGGAGGCUUUUGGCAAGUGGCGUGGCAUCUGGCCUGGCGUCACAAGGGGCCAACCAUGGAAGAAGCCGCAGAACUCGUCAGUUCUUGCCAUUUCACAGAUGCUAGAAGCCAUGCUGAACUGUUUCCCUCACAUGCAUGGCACAUUUUGUUGAAAAUUGUAAAGGAUUAUUUGAGGAAGGAAGUCAUUUCUGGCUAUUGGCUAUAUAAGGGUACAAACUCGGAAUCAACUAAAAAGGGAUUAAUUUGGCAUUUUGUACAUUUAUGGCUUAGGUGAUGGGGAGGGAUCUUCAAAAAGAACUGAAUGCAUCUGACACAUAAUUAAGCAAAAAGUGCACUAGUGACAGUUGACUUCAAACUAAGAAAAGUUAACACUUGGCAUAUAUCAGAAACGAAACUGAAGUACAACUAAAUCAUUUAUUAGUUGUUUUUUGGAAGCAGUUUUCUGUAUAAAUAACAAAUGUUUAUAUUUAACUAAGUAUAAGGUACGAAUUAUUACAUAAUAAACUUUUCUUCCCCUUCCAAUUUCCAUAGUAGAUACACUUGUAUCUACUGUCACAUUCCAUGUUUUGAAUAUUUAAAUCAUCUAGUUAUAGUUGCAUUUUUAUUCCACGUGAAUGAAUGGAUAUUUUCAUCUUCAUUUCCCUCCAACAGCAGUUUGUAUUGAGUUAUAUCUGUACAUUCUGGUGAUCUAAAACCUUUAAGAUAUUCUAAUAGUCUUGAGUGACCAAUUUUUUUUUUUAAGCACAGAUGUAAUUGUCUGAUGUUCUGAUGGGAAUAUAACACUUAUUUUUAUAUAUAUAUAUAUAAAAGACUGAUUAAACAUUUUCAGAAAAAAAGUGGGGUUUUGUGUUUUCAACCAGCAAGUUGUUUUCUUUUGGGGUUUCCUCCUCUAAAAUAUUUUAAUUGCAUUUGCAAAUGUUUAGCAAGUUAAAUGAUAUAACCAAAUAAUAAAAUGUUCUUUUGAGGUCUACAUCUAUCAUUCUGCCAAACUAGGAUCAUGUUCAGCUGUUUUAUUAAUCUUUGGGCUUUAUCCUAGUACUUAUUAUUUUAUCCUAUCCACCCUUACCCCACCCCUCUCCCCCCAUGGUAACAUCACUUUUUUCUGUUGCAGAAAAUCUUAUUUUUAUUUGAACUAUCAAAAACACAUAUUUUACAUUAAAAUGUGGCAUGGUUAAAAAGGCCAGGAAAAAAACACUUUUAAUACAUCCAGUAUAUGAAGUGUCUUACAAGUUUUAUUAAAUCUGCUUACUUACUGGAUAAUAACAAUUGGAUAAUGUUUUAACAGAUUGUAUAAUAUUCCAGGGAUCCUUUUUUUUAAAGUAUUUUAGUAAUUUAGUAAUCAAUUUUUAGUAAUUUUAGUAAUAUUUUAAUAAUUUUUUUAAAAUGUUACAUUAAAACUCUAACCAAGUUGAGGGGUGCUUUGGGGAAGAUUCUUGGGAGGGAUUUAGGAGGAAGGGAGAGGUUCUGAGUUGAAACGAGGGCCCUUUUCUAUGUCCUAAAGAGUUACUAUAGACAGUGAAAGUAAAAAUCACACUACCUUUUGAAGCUCCUUUUCUAUGCAGGUUUUUAAUGUCAUGUAUUUCUUUUUACAUAUCAUAUUAAAGCUUGUUACCUUCCUUUUCUUGCCCUAAGAUCAAACUGAACAAUGUAUAUAACACUAUCUGUCUGUAAGAUACUUUUUUUAAAGAAAGCAUUUAUAUUUAUAUGACAGCUUGAACUGACAACAUUGUGUACAUAGAUCAUCAUCUUGAAGUAUUAUUUCACAUUGAAAAGAAGACAAAUAUAUUGAUAACUAUAGAAGUUAUGAAAAAGAGCUUCUUUCUAGUUUUAUACUAAAAAAUCAUUCAGAUGAGCUAAGUCCAUUAACACUGUAGCAGCAGUCUUAAGUCUCAUUUUUACAGUUUAUAUAUUUGAAAGCUGCUACUGUGGAUAAUUUUCACUCAUCACAUUUUCAGCUAAACUUGAUUUCCCAGAAUAGACUGUUAACUUUCAAAACUACUCUUCAAUGGUAAAAUGAGAGUGCUUGUUUGUUUGGGUUUUUUUUUUUGUGAAAGUAAUUUGAUAUUUGUAAGUGCUUAGUUUAUAAUUCAGAUUUGAGCAAGGUGUGAACAACUGAAGAAAAGAACUUGCUGGCUAUAUAGGAAAAUGCUGUGGAAUUGUAUUGUGUAUAUACUUUUGGGAAGAAACAAACUUAAAAAAUUUCCUCUGUUUAGCACUAAUCACCAUAGUGCAACUCCUGUUCCUGUACUGUAUUUUAUAUGCAACAGAUAUGCUUUAAUAUUUUUAAUGGAUUUGUGCAUUAAUAUUUUCAAUUUGUUUAACCACUUUGCUGCUACAAUUUUGCCACCCUCUCCCCUUUCUUUCCUUUAUAAUCUAAAACAAUUUGCUUCAUUAAAAUUAUGAAUAUGGAUAUUACAGGUUGUUAUUUCAUCCUGGGUUUUUAUAAGUUAAUAUACCCAGUUUUAUGUCAAUAACAUAAUAAACCUAGGAAAAUCAAUAUAUGCCAUAAACUAAUGAUAUAAUAUAUCUGGAUCCUAAUGGAAGGACAGAUUAAGCUAACUGAGUUAGAAUGGUAACAUGGAAACAAAUGUAUACCUUCAUCAGUUCAUACUUGGAGAAAUCAAACAUCUAAGUAAAUUAAGCAACAUUUGUUUAUACUGCCCCUUAAUGUUUCUAACAACUGGACCUUCCUCUGAAAAGUUCCUCAGGUUUUUUGUUUGUAAUAUUGAAGGUAGAAAGCAAUCUGAACAAAAUUAUUCAGGCAUUAUUAUCCAUUGAAAGUAGAAAAUAGGACCAGCCAAAUAACAUGGAAAAAAAUAAUCCCAUGAGCUUACCUGUUAUCAUUGUUGAGUAAUAUUUCCCUUAGCUAACCAUGAAGGGUAGCAGUCUUCGGUCUCUGAAGACUGGUCAGCUAUAGCACGGCAGCACCACCUGCUGGAAUAACCUCUAUCCAGCAAAACCUUUGGGAAUAAGGGACUCUAAUAACAUCCCAGUCUUUGCAGGAUAUGGGCCAUUAAGGAAAGGCACUGUGGCCUCAGGACACCAGGAAUAAGAAUUUGGAAAAGCCUAAAAGUCAUUUUCCCCUUUCUAUUGUAUUUUGUUGAAUCCUGGAAAACUUUAUGUCAUUUCCCUUUUUUGGUCAUUUAUAGGAUAUAUGAACCAUAAAAGUUCCAUUUAAAAGUUAAUGGAUUAUUUGAAACUGGCAACUAUAGUAAACACUGAAUUCUUAUGGACAUAUAUGAAACCAGUUCUACUCUGAUAAUUUAUUUCUUGGCAAAAACCUUAACCACGAAGAAUUUGUAUAAUUCUGCCUUUGUACUAAAGGAAGAAUUUUGAGAGCUUUGCCAAUGAUUAUAUUUUAGCAAAUGAGUUGAAGAGAGUGAGUGUGUGUGUGUGUGUGUAAGGAAAAUGGGGAUUUUAAUGUAUUAUUUAAAGGACAAAAGAUUGAAAUUACUUCGUUUCAUUGGUUAUGCAGCUAUGCCCAGAGCUCUUGAAGUAACACUAAAACAAAACGCACUUUCUCAUCAUGCUGAAAAUAUCAUCUGUCAUUAGUAGGGGUUUUUUUUUGUUGUUGUUGUUUAAUUGAACAAUGCAAUAAGUUUUUUUAAGAAAUCCAGGUAGGAUCCAGAAUACAAAUAAAGGACAAUUGAAGCAUAGCAUCAUCAUACAUGUUAUGAAAGAUGUGCUUCACCUGUUAAUAUUUGGAAAAACUUUAUGACUGCAUUCUGUACUUUACUAAAUAUAGUAUUGUAUUUAAAUCCUAGCAAGAGGUCCAUUAACAACAAUCAUAACAUUUUUUCCUACAUUAAAAGAUUAAAAAAAAACCUUCAGUCCCUUGAAAUAUCUGAAGACACUAGUGCCCCCUUGUUAUUUUUUUUAACAUCCUUCAAUUCCUUUUCCACGAAAGUCAUGGAAACUAGCACAAAAUACUCUUGUUUGUUUUGUUUUCGCCUUUCUCCCUCCUUUUCCCCCUGUGAUCCCAUCUGUCCUUGAGUUUUAAGACAAUGCUGUUGUGAUGUGCUUUUCAAGCAAUUUCAUACAUGAAAUAAAAAUAGACCACAGUGAUUGAUAGAAAGCAAAGAUGUUAAUAGGCCUUAAGCUACUGUUUGCCUAGCAGCCACGUGGUUAUAUAAACUUCUGUAUGCUUUGGUGCACUGCUAAAUGUUAGACUUUGUUCCUGAAAGCUUAAAACUAAAAACUUUGUGGAUAGUUUUGAAAAUUAUAACGCAUUAUCUUAUGGAAAAUCCUUUGUAUUUGGAGCUGCACUAUAAAUGGUACAUAGAUGUUGUGAACACACUGCCUCUCCUUUUUGCAAAUAGUGCCAUUUGCUUUCUACCCUGACCUCAAAAAGUGCCUCACAUGUAUAUUAUUCCCAUUUAUCUUCAACUGCUUUCUUUAUAAUGAGCAAUGUAUGAUUUAGUUUAACUGAUGUCAUAGAUGUAUUUCCUUUUCUGUAUACAAACAUAUAGCUUGGUACUUUUCAGUAUAUAAUGUAAAUAUACAUAUAUAAGUUUGUAACUUUUGUUACACCAUAUUCGUGUAAUUGGACAUAUCAGAUAAUAUCAUAAAACAGUUUGUUUUUAAUGCUCCCCACCCUGUAAUUACCUGAUUAAACCUCUCAUAAAAUUAAAAAAGUUUUUUUUUUUUUUAAUGUCCUGGGCCUGUUUGCACUGAUGCAUGAGAUGUUAGCUAAAAAAAGAAGAGUAGCAACAAUAGGAGCUUAAAAAAAUCAGUGUUUUUAGGAUUCAUUUGUUUUUCAAACCCUAAGUUCAUUUAAACCUUACCUCAAAUUACUAGUUCCUUCUUGAUUAUAUUAGAACAUUUUAAAACCAUAAUGAAUGCUGCAUUUUCAUUCACUGACAUAGGAAUCAAUUCCUGUUUGUUCUGUAGUAUAGGCUUGGGAUCAUUUGUAGCAAAAUUACCCAGAUUGGCCCAUUAUUCUAUGUUCUAUAUAUUUCUCCAUCAACUCCUUCCUUUGUGAGAUGGCAUUUAUUCAAGAAAUACAACUUAGUUUUAUUGUUUGCCUAAAUGAAGUGUAACAGGGAAGAGUUUUUUGUUUGUUGUUCCUCUAAACCUGUCAGGAAACUCCUUCCAACUUACAGUCAUAAAAAACUACCUAGGAAAUUGAGAGGUUAAAUAACUUUAAUCUUCCUGAAUUCAAGGCUAGCUCUCCCUCCUUGUUACUUCUUAAUUAGGAAAGUAAAUCUAUAAUGAAAAUCCUAUAAUGUUUUCCUAGGAUGAACUUUUGAUUUAUGCAUGCCAUUGUUGGCCUUUUAGUAUAGAUAGUUCAAAGUUGACUUAAUAGGUUUGCCUUGUAUUAUUGAAUCUUGUUAUAAAGCAAUUUUUUUUAUUCCUAAGUUUUCAUAAACAUAAGACCUUUAUAUAAGGAAACUUUAAUGUUCACCAAAGAAGUUCGAAAACAGGUCUGCUACAACUUGACAAUGAAAAUGUGUUGCAAAUAAAGAUAAUGCUUAAAUUAAAA
Monodelphis domestica (gray short-tailed opossum) is the source of this 7084-nucleotide messenger RNA. Lineage: Eukaryota; Metazoa; Chordata; Mammalia; Didelphimorphia; Didelphidae. The record is from RefSeq and is a predicted model, not a curated record.